GCACCACCCCGCUACAAAUAAAGGGGUUGGACCCUCUUCACGAGCAACUCAAUCGCACACAAUCCGCUAAUCUUUUCACCCUCUCCUCUUCCUCAACUCACCAUGGCCGUUCCUAAUCGCCGACCCAACUUCGCUCGACGGCUCCUCCACGCCGCCUUCGAUCGCGAAGAGCAAGGCCUUCCUCCUAUCCCACAAGGACAUUCUCAUCACACCAACCCACCCUAUGACAUCCCUCUCCCUAACGGCAGCGCGAGCACUGCCCAGCCCAUGCCGGCUCCUCCAACCAACAUCCCAACACACGGCCCCAUGCCAACAGCACACAUGCCCGCAAACAAACCCCCUCUCACCAUCUCCACGACACAAGCCAGCUCCCUCAUCCCACCCCAAGACAAGCUCCUCGUCUUCCGCGCCCUCACCGGCAUCGACAGCAUCCCCGCCCUCAACACCCUGCACCACUUCAGUCGCACGGCCCCCAACAUCGGCAUCUACACGCGUGUCGUCGAGGCCGAAAAGUCCGCUGCCACGCGCUACCGCUUCUUCAGCAUCCUCAUCAACGUCUGCCUCGGUAUUCAGAUCGUUGUGGCCGCUGCCCUAACGGCUCUCGGCGCCGCCAGUGGUCCCCACUCCGCCGUGACGGCCUUUGGCGCCAUCAACACCAUCAUGGCCGGCGUGCUGACCUACCUGAAGGGCUCGGGGCUACCGGAUCGCUUGAAACACUAUCAGAACGAGUGGCGGAAUAUACGGGAAUAUAUCGAGCAGCGCGAGCGCGAGCUGUGUCUGGCUGGUUGUUCGUUAGAUAUUCAGGACGAAAUCCAGUUCAUCGAGUAUAUGUAUGAGGGGGUCAAGAGGGAAAUUGAAGCUACAAAGAGCGGAGAGAAUCGUUCGAAUGCUAGAGAGGGAUUAAAUCGCCGGGCGUUCUUACCUAGACAGGGAGGUCAGGCACAACAACAUCCCCAGGGAGAGGGACACCACGACUACGGCUACGGCCACCAGGGACAACAGCCGCAGGCGUACCCACACCCAUACCCACAGGCACCGGCUCAGAGUCAGACCCAAACUUACCCGCACGACCCGCGGAUGUCGAGUCCAAUGCGGAGUCCGGAGCCUGUCAUCUUGGAGAAGACUCAUUAGACCCCAGCCACGGAGGGUUCAACGCAUAUUGAUAUAUGGAUCAGAAAUUUU
Messenger RNA from Aspergillus costaricaensis CBS 115574, 1182 nucleotides. RefSeq lists its product as uncharacterized. The coding region runs from base 103 to 1131 and encodes 342 amino acids. The transcript has a single exon. Lineage: Eukaryota; Fungi; Ascomycota; Eurotiomycetes; Eurotiales; Aspergillaceae. The record is from RefSeq and is a predicted model, not a curated record.